GUUUAUGUGCUGGUCUUUAGUCCGGUUCGGGCCUUCUUUGGUUUAUAAGUCUUCAAAGGGAGACUGUGGGUCAUUUCCGGGACCAUCAUGGCGGACGGUCCAGUCGCUGAUGUGGACGAGCCGCCCAGCAGCAUCAUCUUCCCUCCGCUCAUCACCGUCUCCCACCUGCCCGGGGCCACUAACGCAGGUCGGCACCUGAAGGAAUGGCUCCAGGAGCAGUUUUGUGACAAGCCUCUGGAGCAGGAUGACAUGCGCCUCCACAACGCCGCUUACGUGGGCGACCUGGACACCCUGAGGAACCUGCUGCAGGAGGACAGCUUCAGACGGCGUAUUAAUGAGAAGUCGGUGUGGUGCUGCGGCUGUCUGCCCUGCACCCCCCUGCGGAUCGCGGCCACUGCCGGGCACGCCGCCUGCGUGGCCUUUCUGAUCGCCCAGGGAGCCAACGUGGACCUGGUCGAUGUCAAAGGUCAGACGGCCCUCUACGUGGCGGUCGUUAACGGCCACCUGGACUGUGUUCGGAUCCUCCUGGAAGCCGGAGCUGAUCCCAACGGGAGCCGGCACCACCGCAGCACCCCAUUGUAUCACGCAGCGAGGGUGGGGAGGGUGGACAUCCUGCAGGAGCUCAUCAGGUUCAACGCUGACGUCGACAUGGACCACCAGCUGGGUCCCCGGCUCCUCCUGAGCGCUCGCACCCUGAACACCCUGGUGGUGUGUCCCCUCUACAUCAGCGCGGCGUACCACCACCUGGAAUGUUUCCGGCUGCUGCUCCGAGCCGGCGCGCAGCCGGACUUCAACUACACCGGGCCCGUCUGCCACGAGGCCCUGACCCGCGGCCUGGCCUCCUGCCUGCUGGACGCUGUGCUGCGACACGGCUGUGACGUGGCCUUCAUCCACCUGCUGCUGGAUCACGGGGCCGACACAACCCUCGUGCCCUGGGACGAGUCGGAGCUGGAGGCGCCAAACCGGAGGAAGGUGGAUCCGGAAGCGCUCAGAGUCUUCUUGGAAGCGAGGAGAAACCCUCAACGGCUGACGCACUUGUGUCGCAUCCGGAUCCGCGGAGCCAUGGGCAAACACCGCCUGAAGCACACGGCUGUGUUACCGCUACCAGAACCUAUAAAGAAUUUCCUGCUUCACCAGAACUGACUACCAUCCACACCGUGGUCUUGUAAAGUGCUCAUCCAACUGAAUCCUUGGGAGAAAAAGAAAAA
Molecule: messenger RNA, 1208 nt
Organism: Nematolebias whitei (Rio pearlfish)
Lineage: Eukaryota; Metazoa; Chordata; Actinopteri; Cyprinodontiformes; Rivulidae
Gene: asb1
Product: ankyrin repeat and SOCS box containing 1
Exons: 5
Coding region: 88-1143 (351 amino acids)
Biological process (GO): intracellular signal transduction; protein ubiquitination
Cellular component (GO): ubiquitin ligase complex
Molecular function (GO): protein binding
Source: RefSeq, a predicted model, not a curated record